ACCCAAACAAGCCCUCUCCUAUACAUUCCAAGGCUCCCCCAGGCGUAUGCUUUGCUCAAUAGUAUCUUUUCUCCACAAUAUCCCAUUCAUCAUCAUCAUCCAUCAUUGUUCUUGAUAUCUUUGCUGUAUUCCUUCCACCAUGCAGCCUCCUCGCCGGAAGACGCCCUUGUUCCCGUCCGACACCGUGGCGAUGAAGCACUUCGGUGGCCCGAAGAAGGGCAACAACCUCCCCAUCUUCGUGGUCGUGUUCUCGAUAUGUCUCUUUGGGGCAUUCAUGUACAACGAGGAUGUGAAGUCGAUCGCCGAGUUCCCCUUCUCGCGGCCCGGCGGCAAAGCCCAGGAGGAGGGCACAGGGCUCGAGCAGAAUGACAACACAGGACCGGGCCGCGGGGUGCGGCUGACGGGUAGUGAUAGAAGCAAUGAGAUUAUUCAAGAGGAGGAGGAGGACUUGUUAGAAGAUGUUGAGUUGCCACCGGAGGAAUGUGACUUUUUCAACGGGGAGUGGGUGUUUGAUAAUGUCACCCACCCGUUGUAUAAGGAAGAUGAGUGCGAGUUCCUCACGGCUCAGGUGACUUGCUUGAGGAAUGGGAGGAAGGACUCCUUGUACCAGAACUGGAGAUGGCAGCCCAGAGAUUGCUCUCUCCCCAAGUUCAAGGCGAGGUUGUUGCUUCAGAAACUGAGGAACAAGAGGCUGAUGUUUGUUGGGGACUCACUGAAUCGGAACCAGUGGGAGUCUAUGGUAUGUAUGGCUCAGUCUGUCGUGCGCCCGGGAAGAAAGAGCUUGAACAAGUCGGGUUCCCUCUCUGUCGUCCGACUUGAGGACUAUAAUGCUACAGUCGAGUUCUACUGGGCCCCCUUUUUGGUGGAGUCAAACUCGGACGACCCGACGAUGCACAGCAUCCUGAACCGGAUCAUCAUGCCCGAGUCGAUAGAGAAGCACGGGCAGAACUGGAAGGGGGUGGACUACCUGAUCUUUAACACGUACAUCUGGUGGAUGAACACGGCCAACAUGAAAGUCUUGCGGGGAUCGUUCGAUGAAGGAUCAACAGAGUACGACGAGAUCGAACGGCCGAUGGCUUAUGGUAGAGUGUUGAGGACAUGGUCUAAAUGGGUCGAGGAAAACAUUGAUCCAAACAGGACACAAGUCUUCUUCAGCAGCAUGUCCCCUCUUCACAUCAAGAGUUUGGAUUGGGACAACCCCGAUGGAAUAAAAUGUGCAAAAGAGACCAUGCCGAUCCUCAACACGACGACUCCACCGGAGGUGGGCACGGACCGCAGGCUGUUUGUGAUCGCAAGCAAUAUCACGCGAUCAAUGAAGGUCCCCGUCUACUUUAACAACAUCACUGCCCUCUCGGAGUUCAGGAAGGACGCCCACACAUCGGUCUACACAAUCCGUCAGGGCAAGAUGCUGACGCCCGAGCAGCAGGCCGACCCUGCCACAUACGCGGACUGCAUCCACUGGUGCCUCCCCGGGCUGCCGGACACAUGGAACGAGUUCCUCUAUGCUCGUAUCGUCUCCCGAUCUUGACACUUGGCGAAAUCAAAAAUUUUUGGGAUUCUUUUCUUUUUUUCUUCUGUGGGGAGGUACACAUCAAUUCCAUCAAACUUCGGCUGUAAUUUCUCUUGUAAUUGUCACUAAUUUUCUCCCUUUUUUUUUUCCUUAGCUUGUUAUUGCUUUACUUUGGGGGGGUUAGGAAGAAGGCAUAUGUUGGGGAAUUUUGGUCUUGGUUAAGCCCAUUUGAUUACGGUGCGCUGAUCAUGAGACCAGAUUUCCAGUCAAAGGGAUCAGAGAAAUUUGUGGGGCCCAAAAGAUGGGCAAUUUGAUUCAACCCCUUUUCUUGAUCAGCAAUUGUAUGAUGGCUAUUUUGGCAAAUCAAAUAAAGCAAUUACAAGUUCCAUAGUUCCAUUGCAAA
This is a messenger RNA of Punica granatum (pomegranate), 1913 nucleotides long. The record is from RefSeq and is a predicted model, not a curated record. NCBI's taxonomy places the organism in Eukaryota, Viridiplantae, Streptophyta, Magnoliopsida, Myrtales, Lythraceae.